Molecule: messenger RNA, 807 nt
Organism: Penicillium angulare
Lineage: Eukaryota; Fungi; Ascomycota; Eurotiomycetes; Eurotiales; Aspergillaceae
Product: 2-deoxyribose-5-phosphate aldolase
Exons: 1
Coding region: 1-807 (268 amino acids)
Biological process (GO): deoxyribonucleotide catabolic process; carbohydrate catabolic process
Cellular component (GO): cytoplasm
Molecular function (GO): deoxyribose-phosphate aldolase activity
Source: RefSeq, a predicted model, not a curated record
AUGCCGACCGUCCCAGCUAGCGAUGCCGAAUGGGCGGCCCUAAUUUCCAGUCAACAAACUCGCAUCCCCGAUAGAUCAUUAUCGCAGCCUCAAAUCCCAUUAAACAUCCCACGAUUGAUCGAUCAUACCCUUCUCGCCGAGCCCACCGAGCCAGAGAAAAUCGACAAGCUCUGCGCCGAAGCAAAAGAGCACGGCUUCGCUACCGUUUGUGUCCGUCCAAACUAUGUGUCCCGGGCUGCUGCGAACCUGAAAGAUGCACCAAACACAGUAGUUGCGAGCGUGGUUGGGUUCCCGGAGGGAACGUACGAUUCCUCUACAAAGGCAAAGCAAGCCAGGAAGGCUGUUGCGGAUGGCGCGAGUGAACUUGAUAUGGUUAUCAAUUACCUUAUACUAAAGGAUGGUGGAUACACAGCAGUGUACAACGAUAUAAUGGCUGUACGCAAAGCAGCACCUCCACCGACGAAACUGAAAGCCAUAUUGGAGACGUCUCAACUCAACAGAGAACAGAUUAUUGCUGCUACUGUUAUUGCAUGUACGGCUGAAGUCGAUUACGUUAAGACUAGCACUGGGUUUUGUGGAGAGGGCGCUGAUAUUCAAGAUGUUAAGGUCAUGCAUCUUGUGGCUGAGCUUUGCUUUAAUGGAACAUGUCAAGUUAAAGCUAGUGGGGGCAUUCGUUCUGCUGGUGAUUGCUUGAGAAUGAUUAAGGCUGGGGCUAUGCGGAUCGGGACUAGCUCCGGAGUGAAGAUCAUGCAGGAAGUGGAUGAGGGCGAGCUUUUGGAGCAAGGGGCUAGCCACGCGGUGUAUUAG